AUGUACAACACUCAUUCAGAUAUUUGGGUUGCAGGUGCAUUUGCCGCAGUUGUAGUCGAUUUUAUUGUCUACCCCUUCGACACACUCAAGACCCGUAUUCAAUCCCCAGACUAUGAGAAGGUCUUCAAGAACGCACGCACAGGAGCAGUAGAGCGCAAUGUACUUUUCCGUGGAUUAUACCAAGGCGUCUGGAGUGUGGUUUUCUCGACAAUUCCUGCUUCUGGUGCAUUCUUUACCACUUACGAAGCUGUGAAGAGCAUUAUGUACAAUUCCUCAAAAGAAGCUCCCACAGGCAUGAAAAAUGGUAAGAGAACCUUCCCCGAUGGUUCUCUGAACAGUCUUCGCUUGCCCUUCACACAUUCCCUCCCUACUCCCAUUAUGCAUGGAAUUGCCUCUUCAACCGGGGAGAUGGUAUCAUGCUUCAUGCUCACACCAGCAGAGGUGUUAAAACAAAAUGCGCAGAUGAUUCAAUGUUCCCAAACAAACAAAUCCGCCAUGCGACAAGUACUCUUGCGAUUUCGACGUCAUCCUUGGCGCCUAUGGAGUGGGUAUACGGCACUGGUUGGUCGAAACCUCCCAACGACAGCUUUGCAAUUUCCGCUCUUUGAGUACGCGCGAUCACACCUCAUUGACCGACGGAGACAACGGAAAGCGGCUCGCAGCAACACCGGCCGACCCCCAUCGGAACAGUCAGAACAACUAGUCGAACGGGCCGGCUUGACGGGCAUAGCUGCGGCAUUUUCGGGGACGAUCGCGGCGACGGUGACUACUCCAAUUGAUGUAAUCAAGACCCGCAUGAUGCUUUCGGCAAGUGAUGUUGGAGGUAGUUCCCAAAAUCAAAGUAUCCAGGCUGGUACUCGUGACAGUGGAACGGUAUCUUCGGAGGCGCGAAUAAAGACCAAACCUGACAAAUCUCUCAUUUCUGUCGGUCGUGAUAUCCUACGUCAUGAGGGAAUCCGUGGCUUUUUCAAGGGUGGACUGAUACGGGCUGGUUGGACGGCAAUUGCAUUGGGCCUGUAUCUCAGCAUGUAUGAAGGAGGCCGGUUUUAUCUGGAGAAUCGACGGAAGGAGCAGGACCGUCUCAGUGGAAAAUUGGGAAAGCAAGCUGAUGAAGGCGGGGAGGUUAUUUAG
Molecule: messenger RNA, 1131 nt
Organism: Penicillium samsonianum
Lineage: Eukaryota; Fungi; Ascomycota; Eurotiomycetes; Eurotiales; Aspergillaceae
Product: putative mitochondrial carrier protein
Exons: 3
Coding region: 1-1131 (376 amino acids)
Cellular component (GO): mitochondrial inner membrane
Molecular function (GO): S-adenosyl-L-methionine transmembrane transporter activity
Source: RefSeq, a predicted model, not a curated record